CUGGACGAAAGCAAGAAUACGGGCUUCAGGAAAUCCGUCAAAUUUUUAGCGAGACGUUUCGACCGGGAAAGAAGCUGAUGUUUGAUGAUUAUGGAUGUGCGAGCUGGGAUGACCUUGUUUUCAACUUCAGCGAUAUUUUCCAGGUUCUUGUGCAGCCGAAUGGAAACUGGAGUGUGCGCAUUAAGCCAGCCCAGCCUAUCCCCGUGGAUAGCCCGCCUGCUUCUACCGGUCCGUCAUCUUCGGCAUCCGACGCAGCAGCCAAUACUAAGCUAACCAAGAAUCAGCGUCGUGCCCAACGAAAACUGGAAAAAAAGGCUGCGGAGGUGGCUGCUGCUGCCAAAACGGAUGCUGCACCGGAAGAUGACAGCACGGGUGUUAGUGACCAGGAAGCGUCGGCUUCGACGGCAUCCAACGUCAAACUCACACACAAACAGGCAAACAAGCUUCGUCAACAACAGUAUUUGGAAAGAAAACGAGCUAUGGAAGCUGCUACCAAGGAGGGGAAGACGGAAGACGCUGGCACACGUGCCAAUGAUCAGAAAGCGUCGACUUCGACGGCAUCCGACACAGCAGCCGCCAAACUAGCUAAGAAAGAGCGUCGUCGCCAGCGAAAACUGGAGAAAAAAGCGGCGAAGGCCUCUGCUGCCGAAAAGGAAGCUGUAUCGGAAGACGCCAGUCCGGUUGUCAGUGACCGAGAAGCGUCGACGGCGGAAGUGCCUGUUGCUGUUCCGGCUCGUCCAGUGGUCGUCUCCACGCGGUUGGCUAUGAAUUUUGGAUAGAUCAUACAUCCGGUAUCGCAUAAUUAUGGUUAUUAUGUAUUUGUAUCCCUCUUUAUUGCAGUUAUCAUAUUUUGGUGGAUUUGAACUGAUUAAUUUUUUUCAUAAUUUUCCAUGAACUUUUAGGCUCUCUUUCUUCUACGUGAAAGUGGCAGUAUCUGACACUAAUUAUAGUACCAUCCACUGUACCAGCCCUUUUUUAAUGUUUUAUGGUUGUAGAUUGUAAUGGUUUUAUUGGGAAGGGUCUUCCGUAAUAAUUGUCACGCAUUUUUUUCGGCUAGUAAUUGUGCUUCCUCCAUGGUUUUUUUUUGUGGUUGUAUUGUUUCUGUAGUAUUCUAUUAAAUCGAUGCAUAAUUUGUUAUGCCAUUGUCGGCCAGUUGAAAUGUCUACGCCAUGUACUGCUUA
This is a messenger RNA of Paramacrobiotus metropolitanus, 1181 nucleotides long. RefSeq lists its product as uncharacterized. NCBI's taxonomy places the organism in Eukaryota, Metazoa, Tardigrada, Eutardigrada, Parachela, Macrobiotidae. The transcript has 2 exons. The record is from RefSeq and is a predicted model, not a curated record. Bases 78 to 779 code for a protein of 233 amino acids.